Molecule: messenger RNA, 2224 nt
Organism: Gavialis gangeticus (Gharial)
Lineage: Eukaryota; Metazoa; Chordata; Crocodylia; Gavialidae
Gene: FBXO22
Product: F-box protein 22
Exons: 7
Coding region: 16-1281 (421 amino acids)
Biological process (GO): protein polyubiquitination; positive regulation of proteasomal ubiquitin-dependent protein catabolic process; regulation of skeletal muscle fiber development
Molecular function (GO): protein binding
Source: RefSeq, a predicted model, not a curated record
CGCGGACACCGUGUAAUGACGCCAUCAGAGCGCGCCGCCGGGCUGCACCCUGGUCCCCGCUCGCUGUACGGAGCCAGGCCCAGAGCCGCGGCGGUCGCCAUGGAGACGGACACGCAGGGGCCCUUCGUGCUGAGCAACCUGGCCGAGGUGGUGGAGCGGGUCUUGAGCUUCCUGCCCACCAAGGCGCUGCUGCGAGCGGCCUGUGUGUGCCGGUUAUGGAGAGAAUGCGCUCGUAGAAUACUGAGAACGCAGCAGAGCAUAGCCUGGGUAUCUGCCCUUGAGCCUGGUCCAUCUGAUACUCAUUCGCUCGUCCGCACAUUAGCAGAGGAACUUGAGAAAGUGCAUGUCCUGCCACAAACUGUGCUCUACAUAGCAGAUGCAGAGACUUUCAGUGGGCAUGAAGACUGUCAUGGGCAAAAGAAAGCAAGAAAAAGAAAUAGUAAAGAAACAGCAAUUUCAUUAGAGAAACUAUUGCCAAAACGAUGCCAAGUUCUGGGACUGGUCACCCCUGGAAUUGUAGCUACUCCUAUGGGCUCACAUGGGAAUCGGCCUCAAGAAAUUGAAGAUGGUGAAGCUGGCUUUGCUUUAUUGUUCCCCAAAAUUGAUGGUGUGAAGAUCCAUACUUUUCACUUGUUUAAAGAUCUGAAGAACAGAGUCUUUGAUGAAAGUAAAUUUGCUGAGGCAGGUCUCAAGAACAAUCCUGACCUCCGAGUGGUUCUUCUGUUUGGCUACAAUUCCUGGCGGACAGGAGCAACUCGAUUUCUUCACCAAGUUGUCAAUCCUUUGAAUGAAAAAAGUAUCAUUCUGGCUGGUGGGCACGUGGAGAACUUCACAUCACUAACCUCAGAAAAUGGUAACAAUCAGCCUGGUGAUUCCUGUGGGGUCGUUGGAUUGGCUUUCAGUGGACCCCAAAUACAGAGUGCUACAGUUUUGUUAGACCAGGAUGUCGUUGACGAGAGGACAGCAGAAGCAGCCAUGCAGCGUCUCAAAGCAGCAAACAUUCCAGAGCACAACACCAUUGGCUUCAUGUUUGCAUGUGUGGGCAGGGGCUACCAGCAUUAUAAAACCAAGAGGAAUCUUGAAGCAGAUGCAUUUAGAAAAUUUUUUCCAAACGUUCCCCUCUUUGGCUUUUUUGGACAUGGAGAAAUAGGAUGUGAUCGAAUAGUCACCGGGAAUUUCAUACUGAGAGAAUGUAAUGACAUAAAGGAUAAUCUGCUCCAUGGGUAUACUACAGUUAUGACUCUUAUUCAUCUUGGUUCAGCUAAACCCAACCAGGUUUAAAUGUGUUUUUUAAGCAUCAGUUGAGCUCCUUGGUGGCUUCUGGGACAGUGGAUAUGUUUGCAGUGAAGGCAUCUUCCAGAAUGUAAAGGAAAUAGCUUUCUUGUAAUGUUCUCAGAUCUUGUAGUCAGAAUAGAGUUUAAUAUAAUAGGUGUGGGAAGGCUUUGCAUUUUGUGUAAUAAAGUGCACAAGUCAGUUGCAGGUAAAUGUACAUGUGAUGGAAUCUUGCAAUAGAAAGAAGUUUUCUUUUUCUAAAUCUAGGAUUUGCACAUAUGACAGUCAAGUCCCAAAUUAACACAACAGUGUAGCAAUGAAGUCAGUAUUUGAUGUAAUCUAUUCUAUAAAUAUAUAUAAAACAGUCUGGGGAAAGCUACUGAUGGUCAUGUGAUUGAUUUCACUGAAACUGUUUUCAAGACAGACAGCUACACACGCUCUCCACAUCUGGAAUUGGAACCUGUUAACAAAAAGGCCUCUCUUUCUUAGGCGAGAUGAGUGAGAAUCUUUGGAUAAGAAUCAUGCCAUAUCCAUUCAAUAAAAUACAAAAUAUGUAAGAUGUCUAGUAUUGUCUAUAUUAAGAAAGAAAAAUGUGAUAUAAAGGAAAGCUCUCCAGUUAUAAACUGACAUGACUAAACACCUUGUAGUCAAACAGUUUUGAAUAUGUUAUAUACUCUUUACUUGUUUAUAUAUUAGUCUCUGUAGGAGUAGGGUCAUGGGGUGGAAGAGAAGAAAAAGGUGUUGCCUGUUUAUCUCAUUUUUACUUUAAUGGACAUGUUUUUUUCCCCCAGGCUUCUCUGGGUUGAAGUUCUUAAAUGUGCCAUUUUCCAUGGUUUCUCAUUUGCAUCAAUACAACUAGGGGUACUUCAGAUUGUUCUGUCAGUGGAGCUUUAUUAUAAUUUAAAUAUUUUUCCUUAUCUUAAUCAGUGAAAAUAAAGAUGAGAAAAAAUUA